Molecule: messenger RNA, 1461 nt
Organism: Synchiropus splendidus (mandarinfish)
Lineage: Eukaryota; Metazoa; Chordata; Actinopteri; Syngnathiformes; Callionymidae
Product: glyoxal reductase-like
Exons: 7
Coding region: 258-1139 (293 amino acids)
Molecular function (GO): oxidoreductase activity
Source: RefSeq, a predicted model, not a curated record
CCCUGAAAGGACAUGUGCCCAGGAUUCGAGCAGAAAUGGUUAUAGGCAGCUGACUAUCGAUCAGCGAAAAGAGUGAAAAGUUUAUUUAGUUUUUUCCCUUUUCUGUAAUAGCAUCUGCUCCAAAUCUGCUCACAUCCGACAAAAUUGUGCUGAAAGCUGUGGCUACACGGACAUCAAUGGGAGUGUCGUUCGUCCACUGCCAAUUGAAGCGUAUAUAGCAAUUCUUUUUACUUCUAACUUAUCCAAGACUCACAAAGAUGUCCUGUCCGACAGCCUCAUCCGGCCCAACUGUCCUCCUGAAUUCAGGAGCGCAGAUGCCGAUUCUGGGAUUGGGCACCUAUGAACUUCGUAGUCAAGAUGAAGUCCUGACAGCUGUCGAUGCUGCUUUGGCAUGUGGUUACAGAUCCUUUGAUAGUGCCGCUAUCUACCAGAACGAGUCGGAACUGGGAAAAGCUUUGAGGGAGUUGAUGCCGAAAUAUGGUUUAACCCGGGGUGAUGUGUUUGUCACCAGUAAGCUGGAUCCCAGAGAUCAGGGGGAGAAGGCCCGGGAGGGUGUCCUGCACAGUCUGGACCUGCUCCAGCUGGACUACAUUGACCUUCUGCUCAUUCACUGGCCUGGCACUGAAGGAAUGCCGGUCCAAGACCCUCGAAACAUUGGAAACAGAGCACAGAGUUGGAUCGCUCUGGAGCAGCUGUAUGCUGAAGGGAAGCUGAAGAACAUUGGCGUUUCAAACUACACACCGACACACAUGAGACAGCUGGUGAAGGAUUGCAAAGUUCGGCCUGCAGUGCUGCAGGUUGAGUUCCACCCUCGACUCUGCCAGAAGGAGCUCAGGAGUGUGUGUGCAGAGCUGGGUGUGUGUUUUCAGGCCUAUUCCUCUCUGGGUAAAGGGGAGUUUAUCUCUGACCCUGUGGUCGCAGAGAUUGCGACCAAAUAUGGACGAACAUCUGCUCAGGUCCUGCUGCGAUGGGCUGUUCAGCAGGGAGUCCCAGUCCUCCCCAAGUCCUCGAACCCAGACAGAAUCAAGGAAAACGCUGCCAUCUUUGACUUCACUCUGGAUGACACUGACAUGGAUCGGCUUUCAGCUUUAGACUGUGGACAGAGGACAGACCCCUGGGACCCCUCCGGGGUGGUCUGAAAAUGCCUGCUUACAAAUAUGACAAUUCAGCUUCAGCCUGCCUUUUUAUUUUCACUUUAAUGCAGUCAAUUAGCAAUGAGCACAUUCUAAUUUAAUUGAAUUAAUAAGCCGAGUUCAAACAUUAAGUUUUGACUGAAAUCAGUUUUAUCAUGAUUAUAUCCUCCAACAAAUCUCACUUUGAAAUAAGUUGCUUUUAUUGUAAACUGAAUUAAUUUGUUACCAACCUCUUUUUCUAAAUGGUUUAUGUAAGUUUUUUUUUGUUUACAGUCUAAUAAACAAAGUAAACAGGAAGACGGAUGCAACAUCAGUUUGCUGUUGCUAA